AUGAGUAUGGCGGCCGCCAUCAAACCCUUCUCGCAAGUUUUACUGGAUAUCACAGCAGGUAUAGCGCUUCAUCUUCUAGUCCUUCGACAUGGAGAAUGGGAUUUCGUCCUUCCGGUCAUGAUUGUCAAGCUGGUCGGUGUCUUGGUGCCGCUCGUGGCCAUUGGCGCAUUGUUGUUUCAUAAUCGAAUGGAUAUUUUUUGGCCCUGGCUAUCGGCAAUAAGCCUCCGUGUCCUGACGGUUACUGGGAGCCUCUCCAUGAGCAUUCUGAUAUACCGUUGGAAAUUCCAUCGGCUGCGGCGAUUCCCGGGACCCCUUGGAUCCCGCUUGUCGACCGCAUACAUUAUGUGGAAAUCUGGCACGAGCGGGAAUGCCUUCGAGAUGUUCGCGGAUUAUCACGAACAAUAUGGAGAUUUUGUUCGGGUCGGACCGGCGGAAUUAUCAAUUAAGCAUCCUGAUGCUAUCGCCGCCAUUCAUUCUUCCAAGUCGGCAUGUAUCAAGAGUCCGUGGUAUGACAUUUUGCGGCCACAUCGGUCAGUAUUUGGGACGCGAGAUCGAGCAGAGCAUCAACGUCGUCGACGUGUAUGGGACCACGCGUUUCGACCUGCUGCUCUGAAGGAAUACGAGCCCUCUAUGCAAGCCUGCGUGAACCAACUAGUUGAGAAGGUUGGCAAAAAUGCAGCAGGUGGUACUGCCGUUAAUAUGACCGAGUGGUUUGGGUGUCUCAUGUUUGAUAUCAUCGGUGAACUUGCAUUUGGGGAAUCGUUCGGCACCCUUGUCAGCGGAAAACCACAUUACAUGAUGCAAUAUCUGCAUGACUCGAAUGUGUCUACGGGCAUCAUGAUCCGCGCGGUGUGGAUUAUCAUGGUGUUCCGGACUAUACCAAUCAUCAAUAGGGGACUGCAGCAAUUCCUGGAUUUCUCCGAGAUGGCAAUGGAAAAGAGACUGAAGAGAACUGAUCAACCACGAGAUGUCUUUGCUUGGCUUUGGAACGAGUUUUCUGCUAAAUCACCCCAGACGACAGAAGCUAGACGGAACCUGAUCGCUGAUGCUUCGUUAUCGGUAUUCGCUGGCAGCGACACGGUUGCCAUCACAAUGACGGGGAUCCUGUAUUACCUCAUGCGUUACCCUGACUACCAAAAGCGACUACAGGACGAGUUUGAUGAGGCUAGAGAGAGCAAUGAGGGAUUUGAUGUUCAAGAUCUUGCGAAGCUACCGCUUUUCAAUGGCAUCAUCAACGAAUCGCUCCGACUUCACUACGCCGGGCCCUCGGGCUUUCCCCGAAUCACACCACCUGAGGGGAUACGGGUAGGCGAGACAUUCAUUCCCGGCAAUGUUAAUGUCAAGGUCCCAUUUUAUGCUGUCUUCCGGGAUGAGCGAAAUUUCAAGCAACCCGACGAGUUCAUUCCAGAACGUUGGUACAGUCGCCGCGACUUGAUCCACCAUCCAGAGGUAUUCGUCCCUUUCUUGUUAGGGCCAUACAAUUGUGUUGGUAAGAAUGCUGCUCUUAUGCAGAUCAGAUGGACGAUGUACUCUCUUUUCAGCCGGUUUGAGGCACAGCCCUUGAACAAGGACCAGCUCCGGCAAUAUUGGGACCAACGAUCUGAUGGGUUCAGUAUGGGGAUUGGUCCUCUCUGGGCUAUAUUCAAGGAACGGCCAGGGCGAGAAAGCUCUGCAGCUCCCUGA
This is a messenger RNA of Penicillium coprophilum, 1683 nucleotides long. Its product is annotated as cytochrome P450. Bases 1 to 1683 code for a protein of 560 amino acids. The transcript has 6 exons. Gene Ontology annotation, molecular function: iron ion binding; monooxygenase activity; heme binding. The record is from RefSeq and is a predicted model, not a curated record. Lineage: Eukaryota; Fungi; Ascomycota; Eurotiomycetes; Eurotiales; Aspergillaceae.